AAAGUCGUGUCGUUUUCGUAAGCGUAAAGCAUAUGGUGGCGAUUGUAAUCAUUUCAUUACCGGAACGUUGCUGUGUAAAAUUUCUUCUUGUAUUUGUGUUAUCGCUAUCAGUUAAGUAGUUAUGGGAUCAUCUCGACAUAGAGACCGAAGUCGGGAUAGAGAAAGAGACCGUGAUCGUGACCAUGAAAGGGGUCGCGAUAGGGACCGUGACAGAAGGGAUCGUAAACGACGUAGUCGAGACAGAGAUCGUCACCGUGAUCGUGAACGUCGAGAUAGAGAACGAAGAAGUAGAAGUAGGCAUCGCGAGCGUACCCCAGAAAAAACUGCAAUUCCUGAUGGAAACAAACUACUUGCGGAAACAUUGGCCACGAUUGCAGCUACAAGAAAUUAUGCCGCACUUGUAGCACAACGUAAUGGCGAGUUGGCUAACGAGAAUUCGAAUUCCCAAGGGGAAGAAUCAAACUUGGAGGACGAGAGACGACGCAAACGAAGGUCUCGUUGGGCAGGAGGCGAACACGAAAAGAUUUUUAUCCCCGGGAUGCCAACUAUCUUGCCAUGCAAUCUCAGUAAGGAGCAGGAGGAAGCAUAUUUACUUCAACUCCAGAUAGAGGAAGUCAGCCGAAAACUUCGUUCAGGCGACCUAGGGAUCUCACCGAAUCCUGAAGAAAGAUCACCUUCUCCAGAGCCUAUAUACAGUAGCGAUGGGAAACGUUUGAAUACAAGAGAGUUUCGAACAAGACGGCGACUUGAAGAGGAGCGUCACAAUUUGGUUUUACGAAUGCAGACAAUUAAUCCAGAAUUUAAACCACCUGUUGAUUAUAAUCGGCCGCCUGUAAUCAGGGUGAGUGAUAAAGUUAUGAUUCCCCAAGAAGAGCAUCCCGAAAUCAACUUUGUCGGAUUGUUAAUUGGACCAAGAGGAAAUACUUUAAAAACAAUGGAAAAAGAAACUGGUGCGAAGAUCAUCAUACGUGGUAAAGGUAGUGUCAAGGAGGGGAAAGUGGGCCGCAAGGACGGACAACCAUUACCGGGAGAAGACGAACCAUUGCAUGCCUACAUCACAGCUACCAAUCCAGAGAACGUGAAGAAAGCUGUAGAAAAGAUUAAGGAAGUCAUUCGUCAAGGCGUUGAAGUACCCGAGAGCCAGAACGACUUACGUCGUAUGCAGUUACGAGAGUUGGCACAAUUGAAUGGAACAUUGCGCGAAAAUGAAGGUUUAAGGUGCAAUAAUUGCGGUGCAACUGAUCACAAAUCGUGGCUGGUAUGUUUUUAUAAAAGUUUUAUUUUGUACAAAGUAUUUUUAAACCGAUUCGUCUUCAUCUUGCGCUUCUUGUACUAAAGCUAUAAAUUUUCGUUUGAG
This is a messenger RNA of Photinus pyralis (common eastern firefly), 1357 nucleotides long. Its product is annotated as splicing factor 1-like. Gene Ontology annotation, molecular function: mRNA binding. Lineage: Eukaryota; Metazoa; Arthropoda; Insecta; Coleoptera; Lampyridae. The transcript has 7 exons. Gene Ontology annotation, biological process: regulation of mRNA splicing, via spliceosome. The record is from RefSeq and is a predicted model, not a curated record. The coding region runs from base 122 to 1336 and encodes 404 amino acids. Gene Ontology annotation, cellular component: nucleus.